Manihot esculenta (cassava) is the source of this 2092-nucleotide messenger RNA. RefSeq names its product cytochrome P450 714C2. The transcript has 5 exons. NCBI's taxonomy places the organism in Eukaryota, Viridiplantae, Streptophyta, Magnoliopsida, Malpighiales, Euphorbiaceae. Gene Ontology annotation, molecular function: monooxygenase activity; iron ion binding; oxidoreductase activity, acting on paired donors, with incorporation or reduction of molecular oxygen. The coding region runs from base 190 to 1764 and encodes 524 amino acids. The record is from RefSeq and is a predicted model, not a curated record.
CUGAGCUCUUUAACAGCCUUUAAACUCAUAGAUCAACGUAUAUUUUAUUAAAAAAGAAGAAGGAUAGUCCACUCCUUGCCUUCCGUAUAAGUAUAGGCUCCUGGCCCCAUAUCGCAACAAAUACUUCCAGGUCUUCAUUUUGCCUGUGCAAAGAUUAGAAAGGAAAAGAGAAAGAAAGAAAGAGAGAGAAUGAUUUUUGUUUGUUUGGCCAUGGAAGUUGAAUUUGAUAGCAAGAUGUUGCUAUCUUUUGUGUUUAUAGUGUUUUUUGGAGUGGUGAUUCGUCUCUAUAAUGUUUUGGUGUUGAAACCAAAGAGGCUUCGUUCCAUCCUGAAGAAGCAGGGCAUCAAUGGACCAGCGCCAACUUUUCUUCUCGGAAAUAUAACAGAUAUCAAGAAGGCUCAAUCCUCCGUUGUGAAAGCUACUUCUGCCAAUGAUUCACCUCUCCUUCAUAACUGUGCAGCUCUUAUCUUUCCUUUCUUUGAGCUUUGGAGAAAGGAAUACGGGAAAGUGUUUGUGUUUUCGCUGGGGAACACACAGAUACUGAAUUUGAAUCAACCUGAUGUGGUGAAAGAGAUCACAACAUGUGUAUCCUUGGACUUGGGGAAACCUUCAUAUCAACAAAAAGAUCGUGGUCCUUUGCUUGGUCAAGGGAUUCUGACAUCAAAUGGGGCUUUUUGGUCUCAUCAGAGGAAGAUCCUAGCGCCUGAAUUGUACAUGGAAAAGGUUAAGGGAAUGGUGAACCUGAUAACUGAGUCUACCCUUAUAUUGAUAAAUUCAUGGAAGCGUGUGAUUGAGAAAGACGGUGGAGUUGCAGAUAUAAAAAUUGAUGAGGGCAUGAGAAGUUUCUCUGCAGAUGUUAUCUCCAGAGCCUGUUUUGGAAGCAAUUAUUCCAGGGGAGAAAAAAUUUUCCUGAAAUUAAGACAUCUCCAGGAGGCUAUGUCCAAGAAAAGUCUAGCCACUGGGAUUCCUGGAAUGAGAUAUCUUCCCACAAAAAGCAACAGAGAAGCAUGGGCAUUGGAGAAAGAAAUCCGCAAUUUGAUUCUGGAGGUAGUAAAGGAAAGACAAGAAGGUACAUAUGAGAAGGACUUGCUGCAAAUGAUUCUUGAGGGUGCCAAAAACAGCAACCUAAGCCGCGAAGCCAUGGACAGAUUCAUGGUUGAUAAUUCUAAGAACAUAUACUUGGCUGGUUAUGAAACUACUGCAGUUUCUGCAACAUGGUGCCUCAUGCUUCUGGCCUCAAAUCCGGAAUGGCAAGACCGUGUCCGAGCAGAGGUUCUUGAAAUUUGUGGAGGUGGAAUGCCAGAUUCUGAUAUGGUUCGCAAGAUGAAACUGCUUAACAUGGUGAUUCAUGAAGCACUGAGACUUUAUCCACCAGUGCCUGUGAUUUCAAGGGAGGCCUUCAAGGACAUGAAAUUUGGCAACAUUAAGGUACCAAGGGAAGUUAACAUAUGGACAAUGGUUUUGCCAUUACAUACAGAUCCUGAAAUAUGGGGUUCAGAUUCUUACAAGUUCAACCCAGAAAGGUUUGCAAAUGGCAUAUCAGGUGCUUGCAAGUAUCCUUUCUUGUACAUGCCAUUUGGUGUUGGGCCUAGAGUAUGCCUUGGACAGAACUUAGCCAUGGUUGAACUCAAGAUAGUUAUAGGUCUUGUAUUGUCUAACUUCUGUUUCUCCAUCUCUCCCAAAUACAUCCACUCCCCUACUCUUAGGCUGGUCAUUGAGCCACAACAUGGAGUCAAUCUCUUGAUCAAAAAGUUGAAUGAAUAAUAGGCAAAACUGAGAUGGGUUCGUUUGGAAGAUACAGAUUAGUAUCGGCAUCUUUUGGGAGGCUCAUUAGAUUUUUCAUGGGACAAUCUGUAUCUGCUUUAGGGUUCAUAGAAAUAAAAUUUUCCCCCAGCCAGUUGCCGAGAAAAAAAAAAGGAAAGUGUUCUAUGCUCAGUCCGCAAUCCCCAUAGUAUAGUUAGCUUUAGUAUAGGUUAAUAUUCAAUAUUAAGUAAUUACCUUUUAUUUUUUUAUUAGAAUAUAUAUACUCUACUAUUGGAUGGGUAGAUGAUUUUUUUGAGAAAAAAAAAAAAUUAUUGUUUACUUUCUUUUA